Messenger RNA from Cladophialophora psammophila CBS 110553, 1329 nucleotides. Its product is annotated as salicylate hydroxylase. The record is from RefSeq and is a predicted model, not a curated record. The coding region runs from base 1 to 1329 and encodes 442 amino acids. Gene Ontology annotation, molecular function: FAD binding; monooxygenase activity. The transcript has a single exon. Lineage: Eukaryota; Fungi; Ascomycota; Eurotiomycetes; Chaetothyriales; Herpotrichiellaceae. Gene Ontology annotation, biological process: secondary metabolite biosynthetic process.
AUGCAUUCCGACGUCCAAUCGCUCAAGAUAUGCGUCAUCGGAGCCGGCAUGGGCGGCUUGACCUGUGCGCUUGCUCUUGCCCGUGCCGGUUUCAAGGACAUCACAGUGUUUGAAAUGGCAUCGAAUCUCGGCUUUGUCGGUGCAGGGAUACAGAUGGCGCCCAAUAUGGCUCGCAUUCUUGAGCGGCUCGGGGUGUGGGACGACAUCGCGAAAGAAGCUGUGGUGCUGAACGAGACAAGCAUUCGGCAGGGGGCCACAGAUUCCGAGCUCGGCCAUGUCGACCUGAAGUAUAUCCUUGAAGCAUAUGGCUUCCCGCAUACGGUCGGCCAUCGAUCAACGCUCGCCGGGGAGCUCUACAAUGGCUGCAAAAGAGAGUCGGACAAAAUUAAAUUCAACUUCGCAACGACGUGUGAAAACAUCAAAUUUGAGCCCAAGCCGACUUUUACCGCCAUUCCACGCAGCGGCGCGGAACCGUACAAGGUGCAAUGCGAUAUUCUGCUUGGAGCAGAUGGCGUCAAAUCAAACACGCGCGUUGCUAUGCUCAAGGAGCUGGAUGUUGAAGCAGACGUCAAAGACUCGGGUCAGGCAGCAUACCGAAUCAUGCUCAAUCGUGAACAAAUGGCGUCUGAUCCGGACCUGCUGGCUCUCAUAGAUGCAGACAAAGUGACCCGGUGGAUCGGCGAGAAGAGACACAUCAUCGCAUAUCCAGUGUCCAGGAAACAAAUAUACAAUAUCUCGACCGCACAGCCUGACGUUAACUUCGCUGCUGCUCCUUCGGCAACUUACACGACCAAGGGCUCGAAGAAAGCAAUGCUGGAAGUCUAUGCAGACUUUUGCCCAAUGAUCCAUCGAAUGCUCGAUCUGGUACCUGAAGGGGAAGUUUGCGAAUGGAAACUGAGAGUACAUGCGCCUCUACCGACGUGGGUUAUGGGGUCGAUGGCGUUGGUCGGGGAUGCGUGCCAUCCAACUUUGCCGCAUCUUGCGCAGGGUGCCGCGCAGGCCAUUGAAGACGCUGCGGUCCUCGCCGUGGUCCUUUCUCACCUUCCGUCCGGCGCUACGCCUGCAGACAUCAACAAGGCUCUCAAGUUGUACGAGAAGGUGCGGAAAGAGCGUGCGGAAACGCUAGUCGAGCUAGCCGCGGCGAACGGGAGAGCCCUGCAUCUGGGCGAGGGAGCGGCGAAGGAGGAGCGCGACAGGCAGUUCGCAGCUCUCAAGGCGGGUAAAGGGCCCGUGCCGGACAAAUGGGCAGACGCCGAUGUUCAAAAGAUGGUCUAUGGACAUGAUUGUAUGAAGGAGGCAGAAGAUUUGGCCAAGGCUGAGAUGUCCUGA